AUGGCUGCACAUUUGAUUACGGACAAACGCCUUUUGACUCACUAUUGCAAUAAGCUGGACACUAUCAUCUCAAGAUUCAAGGGCGAGGAACUUGAGACCCUUAACGUAGCCGCAGCGCAAGGAGAAUCAGCUUCUCAAUACACAAGGGAAAGUCUCCAGCGACUCAGCGAAGCAAUAGGAGCUUUAGAUACAGUGACGCACAACAUCAAACAAACAAUGACGGAGUACGCUACCAAAUUCACGGAGCUGGACUACCCGACCGAAAAGGACAAACAAGACUUUGAGGAAUAUUCAGCAAAAGCGGAAAAAGCGCUCAUUUCGGCCACGGAUUACUUACUGGUGCUGAAGGCAAGGGUUCACGCUUUCAUUGUGGUAAAAGCAGAGCCAGAGCACAACCAACACAGUGGAUCAGUCCAGUAUCUUGAGGAAGAAAUCUCCACAGACGAAAUGCUUGCGGUCUACAUGAAGAAUACCAAACCGGACCCAACACCUACCAAGCCGGAUAGAAGACGAUCUGACCGAAUAAAAACGUACUUAGGGACUUGCAUGUAUUGUGAGGGAAGACACAAGCCAGCGGAUUGCAAGAAGUACAGUACUCCACAAGAACGCUCUGACUACCUACGCAAUAACAAGCUCUGCCUCAUUUGCGCCUCAGCACAACACUCAACGGCUAAUUGCAAAAAGCGGAUGUGCUUCAGGUGUGGAGGACCCCACCACACAUCAUGCUGUUUCAGAGGUGACAUUAUGGCAGGCAAAGGAGCACCAACGAAGACAAGUCCACCGGUGAGCGAAGGGAAAAAACCCAAAGCCCGAGACACGGAGCGACACUUAAAGCACACAGAAACAAGAAAAGUAAACGCCCUCCAUGAAGACAACUCCGAAACUGAAGCUGUGUCUGCACUGGAUCUGCAACCAGUACACAAAACUAGAAGGGAACUUGAUCACAGGCAUUGUCACAAAGCCCCAAGAAAAUUUACUUCAGAAAGACGAGACGGCAAAGUGGGAAGCUGCGUGCACAAUGGAUGGCAAAAUCAGUAUACUAACGGUGCAGACGCCUAUAAUACAAGCAGGCGAGGACGAAGACUCCUUUGA
This is a messenger RNA of Cylicocyclus nassatus, 1092 nucleotides long. NCBI's taxonomy places the organism in Eukaryota, Metazoa, Nematoda, Chromadorea, Rhabditida, Strongylidae. The record is from the annotation of a GenBank genome assembly.